GACGGCGGUUUAUAUUCCUCAACCGAACCAAAUACACAAACCAAAUCCAUUGUGCCCUAAUAUCUCAAAUCGGAACCUCACUCUCCACCGCCCCAACCCUUAAUUCCGAUCAACGGUGUGCCCCUCGUUGCUCUCACGUCGGUUAGCAGUAAUUCUGUUUUAUUGACAAAGGACUAGAAAUGGAUGAUUGGGAGGAUGAGCACAUUGCUCCCCUUGAUCUUACAUCAAAAGAUCAAUCCAAAAAUAAAUGGGAUGAUGAAGAUGUUGAUGAAAAUGAUGUGAAGGAAUCAUGGGAGGAUGAAGAUGAGCCUGCUCCGGCACCUGCAGCACCUGCUGUAAAAACUACUGAAAAGGCUCCCAAAAAAUCUUCUGACAAAGCUACUGAAGUGAAGGGAAAGAAAGUAGAACCAGUAAAGGAAGAACCAUUGGACCCUAUAGCUGAAAAACUUCGCCAACAAAGAUUAGUUGAGGAAGCAGAUUAUAAGUCCACUAAGGAAUUGUUUGGUGGUGGACGAGAUGACAAGAACCUUGAUACUUUUAUACCGAAAUCUGAAACUGACUUCUUAGAGUAUGCAGAGCUCAUUUCACAUAGGCUUCGUCCUUUUGAGAAAAGUUAUCAUUAUAUUGGUUUACUGAAGGCAGUAAUGAGACUUUCGAUGACUUCUCUAAAAGGAGCAGAUGCAAAAGAUAUUGCAUCUUCAAUAACUGCCAUUGCAAACGAGAAGAUCAAGGCAGAGAAAGAAGCCAAUGCUGGUAAAAAGAAGACAGGUGGCAAGAAAAAGCAACUUAAUGUUGAUAAACCUGAUGAAGAUUUUAUUACGGAUCGAUAUGAUGCUCUGGAUGAUUAUGAUUUCAUGUGAAAAAUUUUGGUUCUGUUCCAUUCAGAUUCAGUUUACGGGAAUCAACUGUUUUCAACAUUGGAAGUUGGGACAAGACCCUUCGGCAUGCCCUUUGUCAAAAAUUUAACGAGUGCUGUCCCGUAUUUUGUUGAAUAAGAGUGUGCAUUAGUGUCUUGUUUUCUCAUUGUCAAUUUUGUCACCACCAUUAUAUACUUCGACGUUAGUUUUUCACCAUAUAAUUUAUAUAACUUGAAAAGUUUGAAGAUGAACGUAGCAACAUUACCUUUAUCUUGGGUACAUCUAUGUUCUUGGAUUGUAAGGAUAGAACUCGCCUUUUUUCUUGUUAAGGGAACAUGUCAGUCUUUUUUGUUAAUGUUGGACGUUGACGGCAUCAUAAGGAACCAAACAUAGUCUUUUUGU
Molecule: messenger RNA, 1259 nt
Organism: Abrus precatorius (Indian licorice)
Lineage: Eukaryota; Viridiplantae; Streptophyta; Magnoliopsida; Fabales; Fabaceae
Product: eukaryotic translation initiation factor 3 subunit J-like
Exons: 7
Coding region: 180-860 (226 amino acids)
Cellular component (GO): cytoplasm; eukaryotic translation initiation factor 3 complex
Molecular function (GO): translation initiation factor activity
Source: RefSeq, a predicted model, not a curated record